Messenger RNA from Carassius gibelio (silver crucian carp), 8141 nucleotides. It is a transcript of the gene rbm15, whose product is annotated as RNA binding motif protein 15. Gene Ontology annotation, molecular function: mRNA binding. Gene Ontology annotation, cellular component: nucleus. Gene Ontology annotation, biological process: regulation of alternative mRNA splicing, via spliceosome. The transcript has a single exon. Lineage: Eukaryota; Metazoa; Chordata; Actinopteri; Cypriniformes; Cyprinidae. Bases 160 to 2721 code for a protein of 853 amino acids. The record is from RefSeq and is a predicted model, not a curated record.
GGGUCGUGUUUUAGUCUUGACAAGAUGGCGUAUGCGGUUGUUUUGCCGCAGGGACACUAAACAAAUCAUACAGUUUCUCGUGUAAAUUCGUUGUCAUUGCGGUUAGCAUAACUGUUAAAAAGUGUUUUAUUAGGCGCGCAAAGCCAGAGGACAUCUAACAUGAAAGGGAAAGAGCGGUCGCCGGUGAAAAAGCGUUCAAGGGCCUUGGAUGAUAUACGAGACAGGGGAGGAAGCCAUCCGACCAGUAAGAAAAUGGGGGUUAUCUCGAUCUCUGGCGGUGGAAGCAACAACGGCAGCACUUCGUCUAAAAGCGAAGGGGGUUCUGCACGACGGGGGCUGAUCGGGGAUAAAAGAGACGGACGGGAUUUUGACGGACAUGUCUCCAGUCGGACUGGAAAUAACCACGGUUACACCAGCCCUGUGGCGAGCUCGAGCGGCAAGAAUCACGCCUCGAGCCUGUCCUUAGAGGCGGCCGCGCGCACCAACUCGCGCGGAGAGUCGCGCGCCCCACUUCCCACAAACGAAAGUGAGUACAAAACUUUAAAAAUCAGCGAGCUCGGCUCCCAGCUGAGCGACGAGGAAAUCGAGGACGGCCUCUUUCACGAAUUCAAAAAGUUUGGCGACGUGAGUGUUAAAAUCAGCCGAGUCAACGACGAGAGAAUCGCAUUCGUCAACUUUAGGAGACCGGAUGAUGCCAGAGCGGCGAAGCACGCGCGAGGCCGGCUGGUGCUCUACGACCGUCCUUUGAAAAUUGAGGCGGUCUACUUGAAUAGGAGGAGAAGUCGAUCUCCUGUAGAUAAGGACCAUUUCUCUGUCGUUGCAGGCCACAGACAUUUGCAUACCCAGAGGCCGCUCUCUCCAACCGGUCUGGGUUACAGAGACUACCGGUUACAGCAGCUAGCGCUGGGUCGGCUUCCUCCUCCCCCACCCCCGCCGUUACCGAGAGAGCUUGAAAGAGAAAGAGAGUUCGCCUUUUAUGAAGCCAGGGCCCGGCCUGCGUACAUCGCGGAGCGGGCCGCACCUUUCCGCGAGGAGGACUUUAUCUCUCCCGAGGAUGACCAGAGAGCCAACCGCACACUGUUUCUGGGUAAUUUGGAUAUUACUGUGACUGAAAAUGACUUGAGGAGAGCUUUUGAACGAUUUGGGACCAUCACAGAGGUGGACAUUAAAAGACCCUCUCGGGGCCAGAGCAGCACCUAUGGCUUUCUUAAAUUUGAAAACUUGGACAUGGCCCAUAGAGCAAAAAUGAGCAUGUCUGGGAAAGUUGUGGGCCGAAACCCCAUAAAAAUUGGCUAUGGCAAAGCCACCCCCACCACACGCCUGUGGGUGGGCGGUCUUGGACCUUGGGUGCCUCUGACUGCGCUAGCCAGGGAGUUUGACCGCUUUGGCACUAUCAGGACUAUAGACUACAGAAAAGGAGACACCUGGGCUUAUAUUCAGUAUGAAAGCCUGGAUGCCGCUCAGGCGGCCUGCACACACAUGCGUGGAUUUCCUCUCGGCGGUCCCGACAGGAGGCUGAGGGUGGACUUUGCUGACACGGAGCACCGCUACCAGCAGCAGUUCUUGCAGCCCCUCCCUUUGCAACACUAUGAAAUUGUGGCUGAGUCUUUCGUUCAUCGUGCCACCCCCGAGGCCAUAAGGGUCCGAGAACGGACUCCCCCACCCCUGCACUUCAGAGAACGAGAACUGUAUGCCGGGGCUGAAUGGCCUGUGCCUGCCAUCCGUGAACGUGUACGAACUCCUGCCUUCGAGCCCCUUGAACACUUGGAGCGCGAGCGGCGGCGAGAGGCCUGGUCACUGGAGCGGGAGCUGCCGGGGAGGGACGCUGCACGCAAGCGGCGGCUCAUGGAGGACGGGAGACAUCUAGAGUGUUCACCUGACAGCAGCAGCGAGUGGGCGGCCCGACGUCGCAGACCGCCAUCCCUUGAGGGCAGCCCUGGAGAAAACAGUCGAGAUGGACGAUUCAGCGACCCAGAGCGGCCGGCGAGAGCAGACCGCGUGUCCCCUGUUCGAGAGAGCCGCAGCAGCCUUGACCGAGGCCUUGGUGAAAAGCGCAUUAAAAACAGCAGUCUCUUAGAGUCCAGUGUCAGCGUGAGCCCUGCGGAGAGAAAACGCAAAGCAGGCGAUUCAGGCAAAGGUGCCUCCAAAAGGGACCGAUCAGAGAACAGCUCCAAAAGCAGCCAGGCUUCAAAGCAGGACGCAGGGGGCAAGCUGAGCAUGCCCUGGAAUGGCAUGCUGCUCCUAAAAAACAGUAACUUCCCAGCCAGCAUGCACCUUCUGGAGGGGGACCUGAACGUCGCCAACAGUCUCCUCAUCGACGGCAGCACGGGAGGUAAAGUCACACAGCUCCGCAUUACACAACGCCUUCGCCUCGACCAGCCCAAGAUCGACGAAGUGUCUCGGCGCAUCAAAGUCGCAGGCCCCGGAGGGUAUGCGGUUCUACUGGCGGUUCCCGGCAGCUCUGAGGAGGCUUCAUCUUCGGACCCAGCAGCGUCAACGCAGAGGCCCCUGCGCAACUUAGUUUCGUACCUGAAGCAAAAGCAGGCCGCUGGGGUCAUCAGUUUACCUGUCGGGGGGAGUAGAGAUAAGGACAACACUGGGGUCCUGCACGCAUUUCCACCAUGUGAUUUCUCACAGCAGUUCUUAGAUUCUUCUGCGAAAGCUCUUGCCAAAACGGAAGAGGACUUCCUGGUCAUGAUCAUUGUGCGAGGAGCAUCUUAACAAUCAUAAUGCACACAAGUGUUGCUAAAUGCCAGCAGCUCUAAAUGUCUCUUAAUUGCAUGCUCUCUCUAAAGCAGGGCAAAUGUUACCUGCUCUGCCAAACGUAAAAAAGAAAAAUAUAGAGAGAGAAAAAGGCCCAUUCUUAUAGUAAAGUUUAGUGCUAUAGCAAUAUAUUUGUUUUCAUUUGCAAUUUAUUCAGAGGUUUAGUUUGUGAUAAGUUGCACCCUGCAUAAAAGAAAGAAUGAUAUUGGGAAUAUUAGAAUAGGAAUUUAAUUUGCUAUUGGUCACUAAACGCUGUCUAGUUUCAACACUUCCUAUCAACAUGUAUUUCAGUCAGAUUCCAGACAGUCAUCCCUGUACAAAAUCCUUUUUGUGAAUGUUUAUUUUGUUCAUGUUCAUGAUUGUCAAUUAAUCUGAUUUAAUUGGAACCUGGUUUAUGUGUCUUGAUGCUUUGAACAAUCAUUCAGUAAUGGGGAGUGUAAUAUAGGUAUAUAGUCCUGUAGGCCACUAAAACAGGCAGAAUAUUUUGCUCCGUGAACUGCAUGUUGAUGCUAGUGUUGUACAGUAAGUGGUUUAAUAUAUGUAGCCAGAAAUGUCAUCAGUGUUAUAUUGAUUGAUACAGGCUGCAUUUUUAACACCCUUUUAUCACAUUAAAAAUAAUUUGUGAACAUAUUUUGAUUUAUAAAUGUAUAUAUUUCUAAGCCCCCCUUAGACCAAAGCAUAACAUCAAGCUUUCAGUUUGUUUAAAAAUGAAAAAGGUGUUCUGACAUACUGUUUUCAUAUUUUUGGGUUACAUUUGAAAGGUUUUGAAUGAAGCAUAAUUCUGAUUUCAAAGUGGGAAUAGAGUGAAAUGUCUUUGUUUAAAUUAUAAUGGGUCUCAGAUAAUUCAUGUUUUUGCAUAAGGUGGUUUUAAUUAACCCCCCCUACCUAUAGGACUAUCAUAAUUUCCCAGGUAAAUUCUAUUUACAGUGAUAUUGUUAAUAAUGGGAUUCUUAUGAAGGUCUCUUUAUAAAGCUAAAGAAAAGAGGUGCAUAUACAGUACAGACUUUUCCAUUCAUCAAUUUAAAGUGCAUGUGUCCUAUAAUGUGAUAUUUUCAUAAUCACCCGUAAAUGGCUAGAUAUGCCAUGUUGAUAGCACUAAGAAAUUAAGGUGUAUAACAGAUAUAUAUAAAAAAAUCAAGCCCACGUAUUUGUACAAAAAAAAAGAGACUUGAUGCCCUAAAGAGCUGUUUCCUGUGCAACUGUAAGACAGUCAUACGUUUUAUUUCAUUGACAUACCUUUAGUUCACAAUAUAGACGUACAUUUGAGUAUGUUUUUAGUUUGAAAUGUUACACAAUGUUGUGGUUCUUCGGUGUCAUUGUUUGAAUGGUUUUAAAAUGGCAGUCUACACUUUUCCCUAAAAUCCUGAACAAGUAUAAAUUUGUGUUCUUAGUCUGUUUAGCAAUGCAGUGUACUGAUCUGAUGCAUAACUAACAUCUUUUCAUGUAAGACGUUUCUAUUCACACUAAAUAGUGUUUUAAAAGUUGAUUUGCUUGGUGAUAUUACAACAUAACAGCUGUUUGUGUACAUGAAUAAAUGGACAUACUGUACGGGACAGGACAGGAAAUGGACCGUUCCACAAGUGGACUUCACAUGGCUGGAAACAAAUGAUUGUUUGAAAUGAUUCUGGAGCCCUUUGGAUGCACAGGGGCAAGAGCUUUCCAUUUAGUGUUAGUGUAUAUCACUGAGAGCAUCUUCCUGCUUGUGUAAUUGUUUUUUUUUUUUUUUUUUUUGUGCUUACAGUUCCCGUAUUUAAACGGAAAUAAUGACACUCUUGAUUUGUGCUGUGUUUACCUAAUUUCUUGAUUGGGGGAGAAAGAGGAAGCGGUCACUCACUCCUUGCACAGCUUCUGACGUGGCUGUUUGUACACACACACUGGCCCCUCAUUUGAUUAUAUCACGCUAUCAAUAAAUUGAUUCAUUUGAGGGAGAAAAUGUUUAUUCGUUGGAAAUCAAUUGAAGAACGCCUGCCGCUGCUUUUUUCGGUUGUGUUUCGGGAGGAAUUGUUGCUCGAUUGCUUGUUUCUGCUCAGGAAAGAGAAAUUCUCCUCCGGGAUCAGUCACGGCAGUGAGAGCGAAGGGAGAGAGAGGCUCAAUGUUAUUGUUGAUCUGUGUUUUCCACCCCUUGUGUCCUGGAGUUGCCCCACAUGCUAAGUAACCCGAGGGUGCUGAUGCCCCCAACCCUCAAACAGAUCAGGGAGAAGGGGGCCGUUCUGCUGAGCUUUGAGAUGAUGUUUGCGCAGACCUUCACCUAAACUGAAAUCUUUCCAUUCUCCCAGGCUGUAUGUGUCCUUCAUCUGGAAGUAUCCAGGCUUGCUGUAACCAGUCCGGCCGUACUAUGCAUUGCCAGCAUGAACCUCAAAUCAGUGCUUUCCAGUUCAGAGGAGCAGGGGUUUGUUUGUCCCAUCCUUUGAUUUCAUCCGAUAUGAUUUUGUUUGGCUCCAUUGAAAAUCAGUGAAGGAAGAGGAUUUAGAAAAGCCAAAAGCGUCUUAGCCUUUAACUCGAAUCGAGUUUUGAUAGUUUCUUAAGCGUUUAUUUUCCUGAUUGUGAAAACGGUGAUCGGUACGUGGUAAAUUGACCCUUCGUUGUGAAGGACCCCUGAAAGAAAACAUGCUGCCCGUGUGAACUCCACCCAGAGUAAUCCUGGAGUUCGCUUGCCAGGAGCCUCAUCAGGAGGAAGAAACUGAACUUCCCUUAGUAAGAUGUCCGGUCAGCUGCAUCACCUCACCAGCAGCUCGUUCAGGCCUCUGACGCCAGGAUCGAGACCAGUCCUCUGGGGUGGCUGGUGAGUAAGGGAGUAUUUGCUUUAAACCAGGUCUGUAGACUUUAGAAGUCUUCCUGGUGCAGGUAAGUGUCAGUUAAGCAAAUACUUUAGAACAUUUGCCAUUGGUUGUAACUCCGACAUCUUGGUCUAUCGCUCCCAAAAUCAUAUUUAUUUGUUUAUUCUGGGGAAAUGAAGAAAAAUGCAGAAAUAUAUGUAAUAUUUUAGGUAGGAGAUUAUUGUGCUUUGGGAUGUUACACACAGGAAUUGAAAACUGAUAAAAUUCUAUAAAUAUUACAUUAUUUCUGCACUAUCGUGUUGUUCUAAACCAUUAUGUAUUUCCUCUGUGGAACGAACAAGAUAUUUUGAAAAAAUGUUUUUCUUUUCUUUGUGUUUUUUUAUUUUUAUUUUUUUAUUUCGCAAAUAUAGUUGAAACAUUCUUCAAAAUAUAUUUUUGUUUUCCACAGAGGAAAGACAUUUGUUUGGAAUGACUUGAGGGUUAGCAAAUGAUGAUAGAAUUAAAUUUUUUGGGGGAAACUGUAUAUUAAAAUGUAUUGUAUUUUUAAAUUCAGGUAAAUUAAUAACUUGCCUAUUAUUCACAGAAACACAUUCAAACACUUGUGACAGUAAACAACCCCAAAACAUUAAACCAAUAAAAAUAAGCUCAUGGUUUUUUAUGUUAAUUUUGAUUAUGAAAUAUUUUUGAUAACUUUUACUAGAUCUAAAACAACUAAAUGUACAAUUUAAAUAGAAAAUUCAACACAAUCUCUUAAUUAGUGAAAUAAUUAAAGCUUCACUACAUUUACUUUUAGCCUUCUAAUCCUAACGGUUCAUUUGCUUAUGAAUUCUAAUGUUAAUUUGAAUUGUAACUUUGUAACAAGUUACAUUGUGAUGAUUUCUUAAAACAUUAGGAACAUAACUAUGACUGUCACUGUUAGGGUUUCAUGGGUUUCUACAGAAUUGUCUCAGCAUUUAUUUUUUAUCUUUAUAGAAAUGAUAUAAACAACUAAAUUACUAGAUUACUAUAGAAAGUCAUGGAGCUGAUCAUCUGCGCUAAACCUCAUUGAUUAUAGACAGCCAGAACAAAGGGCUUAUUGUGGGAGGUUGUGUUGAAUUCCCUAGUUUUAAUUAUGUUAAACAUUACAUAAGGUUCUUUGAUUACAUAAGGUUCUUUUCAUAUUUUUUUCCCCUCCAUAGGACUUUUAUAAUUAAUUCCCCAUUACUCUGAUAUUGUUAAUACGGUUAUACUGUGAAUGUCACUUUAUAAAAAUUAAGACAAACAAUAAUUGUCUAUAAGUGAUAAAAAACUUUAUACCUCAGGGAAUAAGAGUUAAUUUUAUAAUUAUGUUUCUGAAAUGAGACAUCCUUGAAGAACUGAGAGGUAGCUGACAAAUGCGGCCUCAUGAGGGCGCAGCCCUUGAAAUGUGACAGCUUUGGUCAGGAGCACAGAUGUGGCACAUAGUUUGACCGAAAUCUGUUCUCUGCAGAACGGUUUGGGAACUGGCUAACAUGAAAAUCCAUUUGCAUUAACUCGUAUAACAGAAACAGCUGUGAUAAUUCAUUUCUGUAACUUCAUUUUCAGUUACGCAUAAUGAUAAUAAUAAUCAGAUGUCUCAGUCCAGGGCACUCAGCUGUGCUCUCUAAUGUUUUCUCCUGUAUCUUCACCACAGUUCUGACUGACUGGCUUGUCUUCAGAUGCUAUGGAGUGGGCCUGGUAACUUGGUAACCGGUAACCCUCAAGCCCCUCCCCUGGCCUCAUUUACAUAAUCUCUUUGUGUAGUUCAGGCACUGUUCCCUUCCCACUUCUCCAAGUAAUGAAAAGAGCAUAUUAAGUCUGACAGUCCAAAACAUUAGCUCAUUGUUCCUGAUUGUAGCUUAGUUCUCUGCAUAAGCUACCACAUGAUGACUAUAAACUAUUUCAGGCCUCACAAUAGGCUUUCAACCCUCUGAUCUUACUAUAAAUGUGUUCAUUACUCAUUUUCAACUCAGUCAACUCACUUGACUGAAUGCAGUCAGAGUUUUCUCUAUAAAGAGUUUAUUCUGAACGGUUAUAGCUUAUAAAGGAAACUGAUGAUUGUUAAAACUCAGAAAUCUGUUUAGAACUGUCAGUCAUUGAAGUUAUAGGUGACCCAUCUGCUCUCUUUUAUCACCAACGGCCACUAUUGUGAGAAUAUUUGCUGUCAUUUUUUAACCGAUGUCAUGAUCUGAAUCUUGUUUCAGGUGGACAGAUGUGAGUAUCUGCUGAGUAAUGAACACACACGGCUGUCUUCAGAUGAAACCAGGACGGUUUGUUAUUGAUUAGAAGCCUUUGUUUCCUACAGCUGAACAGGCAUAUUCAAUUAUUCAUUUGUUAUGUAUGUGAGGUUUUCUACACAUUAUUAUAUGCUGUUCAUGGUUGCAUUUUAGGUAUCUAUUCAUCAGUGAUUAAAUAUGAAAACAGUGCAGUGCAUCUCAUCUCGGCUCACAUUUCUGUAAGUACCAGCUCUAUUUUUUUUUUUUUUUUUUGCAAGUAAUUUUGUUCAAAUAGUUUAGAAUCAUGAUUUCUUGUAAUACAUUUAUAUAUUUAACCAUUGUUGUGUGCUACAUACAGUGUUCUCAAUAAAGAUGAUCUUUUACACUG